UACAUCAUUUCUCUAUCUCUGUGUUUUUUAUUCAAACAGAAAAUAGUUGCUGUUGGUAUGGAGGAUCAGUUUCCUAAAAUGGAAACCUUUAUGCACACGGAAUUGGCAGCUCAUAGUAGUUUUCAUGGAAUGGCAACAGGAUCAAGGUAUUUUGGUGAUCCCACCAUUUGGGGUGCUCUAGCUGGGGCUACUUGUCAUGUCGAUGAUGGAAAUAAUGGCACGAAAUCGCCAUCACAAUCGUCACCCGAAAGAUUGUUUUCGAGUUCGGAAUCGAGUUCUUCGGCAGACGUUCUGGUUUCAGGUACCAAUUUAGUGGGUAACAUCCCUGGAUUUGGCAGACAGGAUUAUUCCAAACAAAAUCAUGAAAGUUGUUUUAUGUCAGGAUUGUAUUCUAUCAAUUCUCCUGGAGGUUCAAUAUCUGACCAUAUUGUCAAAGAAAGCUCCAUUAAUCCUGUGAAUUUCUCGGAAUAUUGUCCAGCACUAAAUAACCAAGCUCAAGUAUCUGAACCUCCCUCUCCAUCCUCCUUAUCAAACACAUCAAAAUUUCCAAAUUUGACCUUGUUUUUUCAGGAACCAGAAGCUUUCAUCCAAACAAGUUUUCAAACAACUUGGCAAGGAUCAAAGCCCAAACAAGCUGUCGGUCAGCUUGGCAAGGAUCAAAGAUGUGAGCCUAUGUCAUUAUUUCCAAACACUUCAUUCUCCAUGCCUCAACUAGGCCAAAUUCAUUUCCAACCAAGUAAUGAUUGGCUCAAAAUAAAUCAAACCAUGGCGAACUAUUCUAUUAAUGGAUUUAAUGACUAUUGGCUUAGAACUACGACCACACAGCCGAUGAAAUACACCGGUCGAAGAUUGCAGAACCAGCAUCAAAAGCUUUCAUUUUCAUCAGCUUCAACAUCGCCGGGAAAGCUGUUUAGAGGAGUGAGGCAAAGGCACUGGGGCAAAUGGGUUACAGAGAUUAGGUUACCGCGAAACCGGACGAGGGUUUGGUUAGGGACUUUCAACACAGCAGAAGAAGCUGCCAUUGCUUAUGACACGGCAGCUUACAUGUUACGAGGAGAUUAUGCGCAUUUGAAUUUCCCAGAUCUUAAGCAUCAACUUAAGGCCAAUUCAUUGAAUGGAACCACAGCUUCCCUUCUUGAAGCAAAGUUACAAUUAGCAAUAUCACAAGGCAACAAUAUUUCUGUUCAAAAGAAGCACAGUGAUGAUCUACCACCAACAUCACCAGAUAAGAUUAUACAUGACACGAAUGCUACAAAACCCAAAGGUUUGAGCCAAAACACAGCAAGAGAAGAGUUGCAAUUUGAGUUGGAAGGCAAAACUGGAUGUCACGAAGUGAUUCACGAGAACCAGAAAUGUCAAGAGUUUGUAGCAUCUGAUGCUGAAGCCGUCCAGUUAAGUAGAAUGCCUUCCCUGGACAUGGACAUGAUUUGGGAUUCUCUUCUAGUCUCUGAUUCAUGAACAUUUUGCCUUCUUUCUUUUCACAUUUAGUAUGAUGUGAAGAUUGUCUAGACAAGAAAUUUUGUUAAAAAAUUUCUUUCAUUGCCAGAUUUUAGGAUCUACAAUGCAAUCUUCUUAAAAUUUAUAUUUUGCUUAAAUAUUGAUGUUCUCUAUAGAAUGUUUAGUUUUCUUUUCCCUUAAUUAAUUUUAUUCCCCCAUUUCUCCA
Messenger RNA from Populus euphratica (Euphrates poplar), 1663 nucleotides. RefSeq names its product ethylene-responsive transcription factor ERF062-like. The transcript has a single exon. Bases 58 to 1458 code for a protein of 466 amino acids. The record is from RefSeq and is a predicted model, not a curated record. Gene Ontology annotation, molecular function: DNA binding; DNA-binding transcription factor activity. NCBI's taxonomy places the organism in Eukaryota, Viridiplantae, Streptophyta, Magnoliopsida, Malpighiales, Salicaceae. Gene Ontology annotation, biological process: regulation of DNA-templated transcription.